AUGCAGAUUCACAAUACCAAAUCCUUCAACGACAUUGCCUUUCUAUGUAUUGUGACAGCUAUCAUUGCAGAGCACUCUUUCUUUCUGUGGAAACAGAAGCCUUCAAACUCUUGGGGCCCCUUUGAAUUAGCCAUUCAAAAGUUCAACUUGUCUGCCAACUUGGCAAAAAUUAAAACUGCCAUUGAGGAGGCCUCCCAUCAUUUUAGAACCAAGAAUCAAAAACAUGCACUUGUAAAGAUUGCUCUGGACAAUCGUCUUCCUUUAUAA
Molecule: messenger RNA, 267 nt
Organism: Laccaria bicolor S238N-H82
Lineage: Eukaryota; Fungi; Basidiomycota; Agaricomycetes; Agaricales; Hydnangiaceae
Exons: 3
Coding region: 1-267 (88 amino acids)
Source: RefSeq, a predicted model, not a curated record